This is a messenger RNA of Malania oleifera, 2197 nucleotides long. RefSeq lists its product as uncharacterized. The record is from RefSeq and is a predicted model, not a curated record. NCBI's taxonomy places the organism in Eukaryota, Viridiplantae, Streptophyta, Magnoliopsida, Santalales, Ximeniaceae. The transcript has 10 exons. Bases 114 to 1874 code for a protein of 586 amino acids. Gene Ontology annotation, cellular component: Golgi apparatus; endoplasmic reticulum.
CUGGUCUGACUUCUACUCUGUCCUCUCUCACGUCUGCUCGUCGGCUAAAACCGGGAGACGAGAGAGGCGCAGAAGCUCUGUUCUUGGAGUGAAAGAGAGAAUUGUGGGGCAAAAUGGAGGGAAAAUUGGAUGAGAAUUCUGCGGUCAUUGAAGCAAUUCUCAGAGAAGAAUUGGAAAACAACGGUGGUUUUGAGGAUCACAACAGUGGCUGGCAGACGGUGACGUAUUCCAAGCGCAAUCGGAAACGCUCGGAGAAGCCGCCGGAGGUAUUAGCCGAUCGCCCGAACGGCGGGACCGCUGGGGACAGCAACGGCGUGUUCUGGGCGAUCGAGCAGCAGUCGGAGGAGCGGCGCCGCCGCGCGGAGGAGGCAAAGAAGGCGGCCGUCGUCGAACCCGUGGCUAGAUCAAAGCAGGAUUCCGAUGGUGAUGAGGAUGAUAGUGAGGGGGAGGCUUCUGGUGACGUGGACAAUGGUGGUGCUGAGGUGAAGAAGCCGAAGGCGAAGAAACCGAAGAAGCCGAAGGUGACGGUGGGCGAGGCGGCUGCGAAGAUUGAUCCCGAUGGCCUUGCUUUUUUCCUCGCUGAGAUAUCGGAAUCAUAUGGGGCACAGCAUGAUAUCCAGCUCAUGCGAUUCGCAGAUUACUUUGGUCGUGCAUUUUCUUCUGUGAGUGGGGCACAAUUCCCUUGGAUGAAGACAUUGAAGGAGUCCUCUGUUGCCAAGAUGGUCGAUAUCCCACUUUCACACUUACCUGAAGCUGUUUAUAAGACAUCAGUUGACUGGAUCAGCAAACGUUCAUUUGAAGCACUUGGUCCCUUUGUGUUAUGGUCAUUGGAUGGCAUUCUUGCUGACCUAGCAAGCCAUCAAGGCCCUGCCAAGGGAUCCAAAAAGGUGGUUCAACAAAUGCCAUCAAAGUCUCAGGUUGCCAUAUUUGUUGUUUUGGCAAUGGUAUUGAGAAGAAAGCCGGAUGUGUUGAUCAGUCUUGUGCCCUUGAUGAAGGAGAACCCGAAAUAUCAAGGACAAGAUAAGCUUCCGGUGAUAGUAUGGGUGAUUGCACAGGCCUGCCAAGGAGAUUUGACUGUAGGUUUGUACAUGUGGGUUCGCAUUCUAUUGCCUAUACUGAGUAGCAAAUCAAGUUCUAAUCCACAGUCAAGAGACUUAAUUUUACAGUUGGCGGAGAGAAUUCUUUCCCUCCCAAAGGCUCGCCCUAUUUUAUUAAAUGGCAGUGUCAAGAAAGGUGAGCGCCUAGUGCCACCGUCAGCUCUUGAGCUUCUGAUGAGAAUCUCCUUCACAGCACCUUCUGCUCGAGUUAAGGCCACAGAAAGGUUUCAAGCUGUGUAUCCCACCUUAAAGGAUGUGGCCCUUGCUGGUACCCCUGGAAGCAAAACAAUGAAGCUACUUUCGCUGCAGAUAUUUCCGUUUGCCAUCAAAGCUGCUGGAGAGGGCCUUACUGACCUGUCAAAGGAAGCAGGUGAUAUUUGCAUUUGGUGUUUGACCCAAAAUCCCAGCUGUUACAAACAAUGGGACAACAUUUAUCUGGAUAAUCUUGAAGCUAGUGUUGUUAUUCUUAGAAAGCUGUCUGAUGGAUGGAAGGGGUACUCUAGACAUCAUGCUUUGGAUGUUGUGAGAGAAACUCUAAAGAGUUUCAGACAGAAGAAUGAGAAAGCGUUGGCUACUGUAGAGGACACUUCUCGCCAAAAAUCCUUGAAGGAUGUGGACAGGUCCUGCAAGGCGAUCUUGGCACAAUUAUCACGGGGAAACACAUGCUUAAAGAGUGCUGUUUUUGUAUCUGCUGCACUGGCUGUGGGUGCCGUUCUCGUGUCACAAAACAUGCAACCAGGGGACUUGCAGAAAUUUUAUGAAAUGUUUUGGCAUUAACCAUGGAGGGUCAAUGGCAGCCCAUACUUCACACCCAUCAGUACAAUUAUAAUUAUCUCUUUCACAGCUAAGUUAAGCAAGAUGGUCCAUCGAUACAUCAGCAGAGGAUGAGUUUGAUUCGUAGAAUCUAGAAAUAGCGCUAGCAGCGGCGGCACCCUGGCACUUGAAAGAGAAUGUGGAUGUGCUAUAUAUCUGGUUUUAAGUUUGGAGUGUUACUGAAAUGUUUUUAUUUUAUGAUGACUUUAGUUGCUGCGGGGCUAUUUUGUCUCGGUUUUAAACUUGGAAUCUGUUUAGUUAUACAGAGAUAUGGUGGGAUUAAUGAA